UGUCCAUCCAUGGUGAAAGCAGUUAAAGGGGUUCUUAUAGAGUGUGACACUACUGUUAAGCAGAUCGUAUUGAAUCUCAAUAAACGCAACAACUUUGUGAUUGAAGAUCUUGACGAUACUCACCUUUUUAUUGAAGCUUCUUGGGUUGAUCAAUUGAAACAACAACUAGAUCAAAUCUUGGACGAAAACGCCUAUACUAUUACCAACGAAGAAAACAAAAAGAACAACAACAAGGAUUAAUUCUUAUCUUUUUAAUUAUUUAUCUUAUUUUAUUUAUUUUGUAUACCUCCUUCCACUUUUUUCAUUUUUAUUUUAUUUUAUUUUUAUUCUAUCUCAACAAUUAUUAUCAACUAUGCCUACAUUCAAAAAACAUCCUUGUCCUAUCUGUGGAACUGUCAAGUAUAAGAAAGCUGCUGAAGGUUACUACGUGUGUAAAUAUGGUCAUCAAAUGGUGGGAUAUCAAGAAGAAGCGGGUGAUGACGAUGCUAUUAUUGGUGUACAAAUGUCGGCUAGAAAGAAGGCAGUAACAACUGAACAAAAAGAAUCUCGUUUAUACGGUGCCGAAUUACAAGAUGCUGUGAAACGAAUUCAUCAAUACGUACUUCAAGUCAUGUCCCGUGCAUUUGUGGAACAACUUUCAUUCCCUGCUGAAUUUGAAUAUGUAGCUCGCGAACUCUGGCUUUUGUAUGUUAACGACAGCAAGGUUACCUUAGUAGACGCCUAUGUUAAAAAUGGUCCUACAGAACAACGACCUAUGAAUGACAAUCCUGAUACACUUUUGGAAGCAUCCGAUACUGAUGAUGAUGAUGAUGAUAACGAUACCAAUAACAACGAUAAUGAUGACAAUGGACAUUCUACCCAAUACAAUAAGACGAAAGAAACAAAAUCAGUACAAUGGCCUCCUCUUUUCUUUCGGCACGCAUUGGUGUUUUGUUAUAUCACAUGUGUUUACCUUGGUUGGCCUGUCAUGUUGAAUGAUAUCCAUAGAUGGUGUACGACAAUGCGACUACCAUAUCUUCAUAUACUCAAGGAGUUCCCAGAAGCAUCACUUCGCUUAGUAGAUUUACGAUAUCUGACAUCUAUGUUACAAUUCCCUCGACUUGAAGAUUUGGAAAGAGAUACUGUUAAGUUUACAUCAGCAUUCGUUCAUAGAUGUGGCCUUGAACUUCCAAAAUUCAAUACAUCCUUAUUGAUUCAUCGAUUCUGUACUCAAUUGUAUUUACCAGUGGAAUUCUAUUUUUGUGCUCAAACUAUGUAUGAAAGAUACCCUUAUCAACAUUGGAGUCAAACAAAGGAUGAUGGACAUGUCAAUGAAGGUUAUCAAGUGAUGGUGGUCAUUCUGAUGUUAAUCAAAGCUGCUUAUGGUUUAGAUGAUCAAAAUAGGGAUUGUGAAUAUGAUAAUUCUGAUUUAGCACCACCGUUACCGAAAGGAAUUUGGAUGGAACAUAUUCGUGCAAAUGCUGAACGUUGGGAAGACAUUUACCGACAUAAACUGAUUGAUUCUCCUGAUGUUGAUUUGGAUAUUCUUGUGAAUUAUUUGAAACACUCUGUGACAGGGGAAAGACAUGAACAAAAAGAAAAAAAAUCUAUUGUUCGUCGUCAUAUUUUAAAAAUGCAAGAAGAUUUGAAUUUGACACAUCGAUUGGAAACAUAUGAUGAUUUUUUGGCCGAUAUUCCUCGAUUAUCUUCAACAAUGGAUCAUAGUCAACAUAAAAAAGUGAUUGGUAACGAUUAUAUAUUACAUCCAAAACGAUACAAGGCAGAAGGCAAAUUCUUAUAUAGUGAGGAAUAUGAACUUGUAUUACGCUUGGCUUCUCGUAUGAUAGGUUGCGAUGAACGGGAUUUACAUGGUAGAUUAAUUUUUUAUGAAUCUAGAUUAUAUGAUAUGUCUUCUUGAAAUAAAAAAAAAAAAAACGUUCUUUUUGUGAUCUUCUUGAUCAAAUCCAGU
Molecule: messenger RNA, 1948 nt
Organism: Halteromyces radiatus
Lineage: Eukaryota; Fungi; Mucoromycota; Mucoromycetes; Mucorales; Cunninghamellaceae
Exons: 7
Coding region: 353-1897 (514 amino acids)
Biological process (GO): RNA polymerase I preinitiation complex assembly; nucleolar large rRNA transcription by RNA polymerase I
Cellular component (GO): RNA polymerase transcription factor SL1 complex; RNA polymerase I core factor complex
Molecular function (GO): RNA polymerase I core promoter sequence-specific DNA binding
Source: RefSeq, a predicted model, not a curated record